AAUAAUAGUAAUAUACAAAGCUGAAAGUUUUCAGAAGUCUCUGACAAAUUAAAUAUAUAGAUGCGACAGUAACACAAACAACGAGACAGAGACGUGAUCAGCCACGACGGCGGAGGCCAAGACUAGUGCCAAAGAUCAGCUACUUUGAUUUUUCACGGCGGCUGAGAUUUCAGCUUCUCUCCUCCUCCCUCUGUUAAUGUAAUCAUGGUGAUCGCUGCGGCUGCUUCUUCUUUUUCCCUUGGUCCAUCUCAUUGCCAUCACUCUUACACGGAUGACUUCACUUCCUCCAUGCCUUACAAAAGACACCGCAGCGGAAGAAACCGUGCAUGUGCCUCUGCUAAUCUCUCUGUUUUAAGAUGCAAGAUUUCUGCAUUUGGAUCAGCAUUUCAUGUAUCAACCGGUGGACAUGACCUUGGCCUCACUAAGGUUUCUGUUGCUGCUGAUUAUUCUGAUUCGGUUCCUGAUUCAUCUCUCUAAGGCUAUCAUCCUCUUGAAGAAUUGAAGCCCUGCAAAAGAGUGCGGCAGACAAAACUCUCUCCUGCUGAAGUAGCUAGAACCACCGUCGAGGCUAACACCAGCGCUGUGUUGGUGUUUCCUGGAGCAAUUCACUGUGAACCACACGGUCAGAACUCAUGGUCCGAGUUUAAGUAUGUCAUUGAUGAUUAUGGAGAUAUCUUUUUCAAAAUUCCUGGUGAUGGGAACAUCUUAGAAGAUCCUGGAGCUAGUAAUCCAGUGAAAGCCUUUAUUGGAAUGGAUGUCCCACGAUACGAAAACACAUGGCUUCAUGAGGAAUAUAACAUAUCUGAAAUGGGUAAUCUUGACGACAUCAUUUUUGAUGAGCAUUAUUUCCAGAUAAUGGAUUCUGAAGCUAGAGAUAUUCCAGUAGAUUGGGGAAUGCCUGACAUUUCCAACGGGGUUCAUCCUAUUUACUUUGCCAAACACAUGUCCAAGGCCAUCAGCAUGGACUAUGAGAAGAAAAUGGACUGUCCAUCUAAUGGUGUAUCCAUACUAGGAUGCCUUAGACCCGCUUUCCUCGACGAGGAAUCCUAUAUAAGACGAUUGUUUCUCUCGGAAGAUAGAGAUGACUAUAGCUUGGAGGUUCAAGGUGAUGAUAAUAAUAUAAGCACUAGUUCCAGACAUGAAGAGAACGAUAUGAGUUCAAGUGGUCUAUAUAGAUUAGAGAUUGUGGGAAUAGAGCUUCUCUCCCUCUAUGGAACAGAGUUUUCUAUAAGUUUGCAAGAUUUUCAAGAUGCUGAACCAGACAUUCUAGUGCACUCUACUUCUACAAUCGUAGAGCGUUUCAACAACAGAGGGAUUAGUUCAGGGAUUGCCCUUAAAGCUCUUUGCGAAAAGAAAGGUCUCCAUGCAGAGGAAGCAAACCUGAUCAGUGUUGAUAGCCUUGGUAUGGAUGUGAGAGUUUUUUCUGGCGCACAAGUCCAAACUCACCGUUUCCCUUUCAAAACCAGGGCUACAACUGAGAUGGCAGCAGAGAAGAAGAUCCACCAGCUACUCUUCCCUCCUUCACGUAGAAGGAAACUAAAGUCUAACGAGGAGAGUUUGAAGGACGCAUACCGUUAAAAAACUCCUAUCAAAACCACCAAACCAAGAAACAGAGAAGGAGCUAUUUUGCCACUGGGUCUGUCUGGUGCUUACACGAGUUAUUUGCUCUGACGUUUGUGUACAUAACAAUGAGCUUUCAAGUGACUGUACUAGAGAUGUGUGGAGAUGCAGCUUCUUAUACUUGUAGUAGUAAGUUAAAUAAAAAUAAACCAAAGAAUAAACAGAAGUUGAUUCAUUUGAA
Messenger RNA from Brassica oleracea var. oleracea, 1801 nucleotides. RefSeq lists its product as uncharacterized. The record is from RefSeq and is a predicted model, not a curated record. Lineage: Eukaryota; Viridiplantae; Streptophyta; Magnoliopsida; Brassicales; Brassicaceae. The transcript has 12 exons.